AUGAGAUCACGUGAUAUCUCGCUAAAGGUUAGCACAUCUAUCCAUUAUGCUAUUCUAAUACUAACCCAUUCCUUAGGACUUACCAAGGGGCACCCUCGUCUCUUUUGGAAAGAGCAUGAACAUGAGUAUCCUGUGCUUGCAAGGAUAGCACGGGAUAUCCUCUCAACACCUGCCAGUGGUGCUGGUGUUGAAAGGCUCUUCAAUUGUGCUCGUGAUGUCUGCCACUAUCGUCGGGGGCAACUAAAACCAGACACAAUCAAAGGCUUGAUGCUCCAUUUAUUCUCAUCAAAGUUUGAGCUUGAACAAAGCGAGCUAGAGAUGAUCAAGGAGCAUUUGUCUAGUGGAGAGGCUGCUAUGCUUGAUCAGAUAUGGAAGCCUGUGCCAUCUCUCAAUGAAGUUGAGCCGAUCAGUGAUGAUGAAGAAGAGGGCUGCAAGGGCAACAAUCUAUCUGAUGAUUUGAAUAGUUCAGAUGAUGAUAAUUCAGAGGAAGAAUUGACUCUCACACAAAUUACAACUCAGAGGAAGCAAGAACGACGCAAGCGGCCUUGGUAUAAGACCUCUGAGCUUCAAGAUGAUGGAGAUAAUGGCUUCCCACUUCCUGAAAUGGCAACUGAAAGGAGCACGCAGGCGCGGUCAGGCAGGAUUUGGAAGAAGCCAAAGCUGCCGGAUGGAUUUGAGAUUGAUAGACUGUAA
Messenger RNA from Aspergillus ruber CBS 135680, 693 nucleotides. RefSeq lists its product as uncharacterized. The record is from RefSeq and is a predicted model, not a curated record. The coding region runs from base 1 to 693 and encodes 230 amino acids. The transcript has a single exon. NCBI's taxonomy places the organism in Eukaryota, Fungi, Ascomycota, Eurotiomycetes, Eurotiales, Aspergillaceae. Gene Ontology annotation, molecular function: protein dimerization activity.